Messenger RNA from Harpegnathos saltator (Jerdon's jumping ant), 2995 nucleotides. RefSeq names its product ATP-binding cassette sub-family B member 10, mitochondrial. The transcript is spliced from 5 exons. Gene Ontology annotation, cellular component: mitochondrial inner membrane. Bases 601 to 2568 code for a protein of 655 amino acids. The record is from RefSeq and is a predicted model, not a curated record. NCBI's taxonomy places the organism in Eukaryota, Metazoa, Arthropoda, Insecta, Hymenoptera, Formicidae. Gene Ontology annotation, biological process: oligopeptide export from mitochondrion. Gene Ontology annotation, molecular function: ATP hydrolysis activity; ABC-type oligopeptide transporter activity; ATP binding.
UCAGAGGAUGACAUGCACAUGUGUUUGGCAGAACGUCCGAAUGAGCGAGCCUCUGCGAUCUAUUUAAAGUACGAUCCACUCGCAAAGCCCGAUCCUAUUUUACAAAAAUCUAUGAUAAUUAGCUAUCGUAUCGAUCGAACGAGUGAAGUAUUGAAAAUCUACCGAUCAUGGCCGAUUGUUCCUCAAUCUUUGAUCCGUUGGUCGACAAAUUAACCGAUGACCGUGCGAACAGAGGAAAAGUGCGGAGAAAACGUGACAGCGCGAAGCGUAAUUUCUCUCGCUUGACCGACACUCAUGAAGUACGUAGAUACGAUAUUGUCACGGGAGAAUCAAUCGCCGGAACGAUCGAUUGAUCACCGGUUAGAUGAAGUCUCUUAUCGGAGGAUUUUUUAGACAAACAUUCAUCCGCAACCAUUUUUACGCACACGAGUGUACGUAGCCGCAGUAUGAGACCUCGUACGAUCGUGUUUUAAGGUUAGUCCGAACGGGACGAGGAAGUCCCUCUGUGCGGACGAUUAUCCUUCUCGCAUUAUUCAUUUACCGUUUACCAGACUCGAAUGAGCUGAUGUCACGCACCACACUGAUCAGACUGCGUUUAAGAUGACGCUCCUCUGGAAGUUACUGUGUAAUCCCGGUGCCUUGCGAAAAGCAGGAUAUCGCGGUAUCGGUGUAUCGCACAAGUACUUGUUCGACUCGUACCUGACGACAUGGCUUAUCAGAGCGUCGAGGAAGAACCGUACGACAUUCGUCAGCCUGAGGCACCAUGCGACCAGUGCCAUCGAGUCCGACGUUUCGAGGUCCGUCGCACGUUCGGCCAAAAAGACCAAGACCUCGGAGCUGAAGAGUCUGAUUCUGUUAGCAGCGCCUGAGAAGUGGACCCUGAUGCGAGCCAUCGCAUUGUUACUGGUGUCGUCCAGUGUAACGAUGGCUGUGCCCUUUUGCUUUGGCAAAGUGAUUGAUAUCAUCAAUACUGCGAAGGAAGAAGACAUGAAAGAGAAUCUCAAUCGGCUAACAUUGGUUCUGCUUGCAGUGUUUCUCAUAGGUGGCCUCAGCAACUUUGGAAGAGUCUAUCUGAUGUCCACAGCAGGACACAGGAUUACACAGUCUUUGAGGAAACAAGCGUACGCCGCUAUCCUUCGGCAGGAGACAGCAAUGUUUGAUAAGAGAAGCACAGGGGAACUGGUUGGGAGAUUGAGUGGCGACACUCAGCUGAUCAGCUCUGCAGUAACAUCCAAUGUCUCGGAUGGUCUACGUUCCGCUGUCAUGGCGGUGACAGGAGUGUCCAUGAUGUUCUACGUGUCGCCGUCGCUCGCUCUGCUCGGCCUAUCUAUAGUGCCACCCGUCGUGGCUGUCGCAGCAGUAUGGGGUCGCGUGCUGAAGAAAAUCUCCAAAAACUUGCAGAAUAGUUUCGCGGUGCUGAACGCGACCGCCGAGGAAAGGAUCAGCAACAUCAGAACCGUCAAGGCAUUCGCGCAAGAGGAGCGCGAGAUCGACCGAUACAGCGCCAGGAUGCGAGACGUUCUGACGCUUUGCUACAAGGAGAGCCUUUACCGAGGCCUGUUUUUUGGUAUGACCGGAUUCUCGGGAAACGCUAUUAUCCUCUCGGUCCUUUACAACGGAGUAUUCAUGGUGUCGAGCGGCGAUAUAACGAUCGGCAGCCUGAGCGCCUUCCUGCUGUACGCCGGCUACGUCGGCAUAUCUCUCAACGGAUUGUCCACGGCCUACAGCGAGCUGAACAAGGCACUGGGCGCGAACUCCUGUCUGUUUGAGUUGAUCAAUCGACAGCCGGUCAUCCCCGUUCAGGGCGGGCAAGUGUUAGACAAGGAAUUGUCGGGCAACGUGGAGUUUCGCGACGUUUACUUCGCCUAUCCAACGCGCGACACGGUGCCCGUAUUGAAAGGCUUCAACUUGAACGUGGACAAGUGUUCCAUGACUGCCAUCGUCGGGCUCUCGGGCUCCGGCAAGUCCACCGUGGCGUCACUCUUGCUCAGGUUGUACGAUCCCACGAAGGGAUCGGUGCUCUUGGACAGUCACGACCUCCGCCUGCUCGACCCCACGUGGGUGAAGUCGCAGAUCAGCGUGGUGUCUCAGGAGCCGAUUCUCUUCAGCUGCUCGAUCCGGGAGAACAUAUUGUACGGGAUGGAGAGCGCGUCGGACGCAGAGGUGCUGGAGGCCGCACGGCUGGCGUACGUGUUGGAAUUUACGGAGAAAAUGACGGACGGACUGGACACGAUAGUGGGAGAAAGGGGGAUCGCGCUAAGCGGCGGUCAGCGUCAGCGAGUCGCGAUCGCCAGGGCCUUAAUUAAGCAACCGAAGAUUCUGAUACUUGACGAAGCGACCAGUGCCUUAGACGCGGAGAGCGAGUACUUCGUUCAGGAGGCCUUGGAACGCGCCAUUCGCGGCAGAACGGUGAUAACCAUCGCCCACAGGCUCAGCACGAUCAAGAAUGCCGACAAGAUCGUGGUGCUCGACGGCGGACGGGUGGUGGAGACCGGCGCUUACGCCGAGCUGAUGAGCUCGGAGAACGGCCACUUCAAGAAGCUAGUGAAGCAUCAAACGUUCACGUAGAAAUAACAGAGAAUCGCCGGGCGGACGACCGCUGGUCGUGGCAUCGAAUGACUAAUAAAGUUAGUUAGAGCACUUAUCUUGACGCAUCAUUCGAACGGGAAAUUCGAUGCGGUGUAACAACGGGACCGUGUAACGUCAUUCCCCCGAGCGUUUAUCGCUGAUGAGACAAGAGAUGUCAGGAGGAGAUACGUGACUCAUCGUUGCGGGAAAGAGAAACCGAGACAGAGAGCGGGAUUCCCAGAUUGUCCCGUCAUUUCAGGGAUAGCACGAGGAGACUGGCUACGAAUAAGAGAGAAGUCGACAAUCAUUUUUAUAUAUUUUGUUAUAAAAUAAUGUACAGCUAUUUUCAGAUAUCCACAUUUGUGUGUUUGUUGUGUCUUCUUAUAUGCGUGUGUACGUGUGUACAGUGUAUGAUGUUAUUAGUCUA